AUGUCAUUUUGGAGAGCUCCUUCACGGUAUUUCUUCUCCCGAUUUCCUUUGUUUUCUGCGGCUUCUACGUCUUCCUUCCUUCUUCCUCCCUCACAUGCCCCGACUCUCCGUUUCUGUUUCCAUUCCAAUUCGACAAAUCCUCAGAAUAUUGAAGAGGCCGUCUCUUCUUUUAAUCGCUUGCUUCAUGUGCGCCCCCGAACCUCGAUGAUACAAAUUAAUAAGAUCUUAGGAGCUCUUGCAAAGUUGAAACAUCAUCGAACAGUUAUCUCCCUUUUUGCACAAGCGGAAUCUAAGGGAUUCACGCCAACUCUGGUAACGCUGAACAUCUUGAUUAAUAGUUACUGCCAUUUGGGUCAAAUGGCUUCUGCUUUCUCUGCCUUAGGCAAGAUUCUUAAGAUGGGCUGUCAGCCAGAUACGAUUUCUUUGAACACACUGAUGAAGGGCCUUUGCAUCAAUAAUGACGUUGGAAAGGCCUUGGAUUUUCAUGACGAUCUGGUAGCAAAAGGAUUUCAGUUAAAUGCAAUUAGCUAUGGCACACUGAUCAAUGGACUAUGUAAGACUGGAAAAACAAGAGCUGCCAUUAAAUUCCUCAUAAAAAUGGCGAGAGGGCCAGUUAAGCCUAACUUAGUUAUGUAUAGUACGAUUAUUGAUGGCUUUUGCAGGGAAAGACUCAUAACUGAAGCUUGUGAUUUAUUUCAUGAAAUUAUUGAUCACGGAAUAUCUCCUAAUGUUGUAACCUGCAGCUCUUUGAUACAUGGUUUUUGUGUCAUGGGUAAACAGGCAGAAGCUACAAAAGUGUUCAAUGAAAUGAUACUUCAAGGCAUCAACCCUAAUGUGUAUACUUUUAGCAUAUUGGUUGAUGCAUUUUGUAAGGAAGGAAGUAUGACUAAAGCUGAAGCUUUUGUUGCUAUGAUGAUGAAGUAUGGUACAAUGCCUAAUCAUUUUACUUACAACUCUUUAAUGGAUGGUUACUGUUUGAUCAAUAAUGUUGGUGAGUCAAGAGAAUUACUCAAUAAGAUGGUCAAUAGUGGUUUGGCUCCUGGUAUUAUUACUUAUAGCAUUAUGAUUAAUGGACUUUGUAAAAUCAAGAUGGUGGAUGAUGCCGUGAAUCUCUUUAAAGAAAUGCGUCAUAAAAGCUUGACUCCCAAUACUAUCAUCUAUAGUUCCCUUAUCGACGGUUUGUUCAAGUCAGGCAGAAUCUCUGAUGUGCAAGAUGUUAUUUAUGAGAUGCAUGUUAGUGGCCAUACUCCUGAUAUAAUAUUUUACAGUAUUUUAUUAGAUGGAUUGUGCAAAAGUCAACAUCUUGACCAAGCAAUUGCAUUAUUUAAGCAAAUUGUCAACCAAGGAAUUGGGCCUGAUACUUACACAUAUACCAUACUUAUUGAUGGUUUGUGUAAGGGUAACAGAUUAAGUGAUGCGCAACAGAUUUUCCAGCUUCUUUUGGUUAAUGGUUAUCCUUUGAAUGUCCAAGCAUAUAAUGCUAUGAUCAAAGGACUUUGUACAGAGCGUUUAUAUGAUGAGGCAAAGGCCUUGCUCUAUAAAAUGAAAGAGAAUGGAUGCGUACCUAAUGCUAUAACUUUUGAAACACUUAUUAUACCUCUUUUGGAAAAUGGUGAGAAUGAUGAGGCAAAGAAUCUUAUCGACAAGGUAUUCAUCAAGGUCUCUUGA
Molecule: messenger RNA, 1668 nt
Organism: Neltuma alba
Lineage: Eukaryota; Viridiplantae; Streptophyta; Magnoliopsida; Fabales; Fabaceae
Product: pentatricopeptide repeat-containing protein At1g62590-like
Exons: 1
Coding region: 1-1668 (555 amino acids)
Biological process (GO): mitochondria-nucleus signaling pathway; chloroplast-nucleus signaling pathway
Cellular component (GO): chloroplast
Molecular function (GO): protein binding
Source: RefSeq, a predicted model, not a curated record